This is a messenger RNA of Dinoponera quadriceps, 5124 nucleotides long. Its product is annotated as platelet glycoprotein V-like. The transcript is spliced from 2 exons. Gene Ontology annotation, molecular function: protein binding. NCBI's taxonomy places the organism in Eukaryota, Metazoa, Arthropoda, Insecta, Hymenoptera, Formicidae. The record is from RefSeq and is a predicted model, not a curated record. Gene Ontology annotation, cellular component: plasma membrane. Bases 244 to 2082 code for a protein of 612 amino acids.
CUCUCGUUAGUACGUUACGGGCCCGGUGCGCCGUGGUGGAGCGUGGAACGUGUUCUCCGCCUGAUCGUCGACGGAUGUAUACCACUUGGACAGGCUGAUCGGGGAUCGCCGGGGUGAUUGGCAAGCGACGAAGCACACGAGGAAAUCGCGGUGGAAUCGGGUCGAUGUGCACAGGUCCGAGAGAACGUACCGACACUUCACGUCGCUCAGUGGCGGUUCCAGUUCGGAAGGAGUUCAUAUGGAAUGGCAUCACGUGGACCGUCGCCGUCGACGCUGCCGGUCGCGAUAGCGAUGGCCGCCGUGAUGACAGUCGUGGCUAGUGGCCUCUGCCCGCCGCGGUGUCGCUGCGACGACGAGAGUCUACGCGCUUCGUGCGCCCACGCCGGCCUCGAGGUCGUGCCGAUCCAGUUGAACCCGGAGAUACGGCACUUGGACCUGUCGAACAAUCGCGUGGCGAGCGUGCACCUGACCUUCAGCUUCUACGGUUACCUGGAGAGUCUGGAUCUCAGCUCGAACCUCAUCCACACGCUGGGCCUGGAGAACUUCGGCCUGCAGCAGAACCUGCUGACGCUGAACGUGAGCGAGAACGCGAUACGCACGCUGGCGAAGAACGCCCUGCGCGGCCUCAGCUCCCUGAAGGAGCUGAACCUGGCCGGCAACAACAUCUCGCAGAUGGACGAGCAGGCGUUCAAGUACACCAGCGAGCUGGAGGUGCUGAAUCUCAGCGACAACUCCAUCACCAGCCUGCCGGACGGCUUGCUGAGGAACCUCCACAAGAUACGCGCGCUGCUCCUCAGCAAGAACUCCCUGCUGGAGGUGCCGACCGGCAACCUGGCGCUGGCGCCGAGCCUCGAGCGCGUCGACCUGUCGGAUAAUCUGAUCCUCGAGCUCGACCGGGACUCCCUGCCGUCCCUGCCGUCCCUGGUCUCGCUGAACCUCUCCGACAACGUCAUCAGGAGCAUCGCCGACGUCGCGUUCGACCGUCUGCCGGAUCUCCUCCACCUGGACCUCUCCGGGAACAAUCUAACGUCCGUGCCUACCGCCGCCCUGGCCCGUCUCAGUGUCCUCAGCAGCCUCGUGCUCAGCGCGAACCCCCUCGGCUCCCUGGAGGCGGUGGCCUUCCGCAACCUCUUCGAGCUGCGGAGCCUGGAGCUGAACGACUGCACGAUAGGGGCCGUGAACGCGCGCGCCUUCGCCGACAACGUGAACCUCGAGCGGAUCUCGAUGGACGGGAACCGGGAGCUGCGCGAGCUGCCCGCGAGGGUCCUCUACGGCGCCCGUUACCUCAGGUGGGUCUCCCUGCGCCGCUGCAGCCUGGCGACGCUGCAGCCGACGCAGUUCCCGGUCGACGGGCUGUCGCACCUGCGCGUCGGCGGCAACCCCCUCGUCUGCAACUGCUCGGUCCACUGGCUGUGGAACGUGAUACGCGCGGAGGAGCGCAGGAACGAGACCCGGCUCGAGCUCGACACCCGCGACAUCGUCUGCAGCGACGAGGAGUUCGCCGGCAAGGCCCUGAUCGCGCUCGCGGAGGGCUCGCUGCGCUGCCGCCUCAGUCUGCUCUACAUGUCGCUGUCGGCGACCGGCUGCCUGGCCGCGGCCGCGGCCAUCCUCGCCCUCGUCGCUCACCUCACCAGGGCGAAGAGGAAGAGGCGGCUGGCGUACGCCGCGCCGAACCGGCCGGAGUUCCUCGUCUACGUCGGCCGGGGCGACAACGAGCUGGACAAGAACGCCGAGUCCUACAGCCGGCGGCUGCUCGCCCGCACCGAGGACACCUCCUACGACUCGCCGCGCGGCGGCAAGCCUCCGGCAGCCGGGACGGCGGCGGCCAGCCCCCAGACGGACGCGAACAUCUACGAGACGCCGCGGUACGCCCGGCCGGCGGCCCCGUCCUACAGGAAGCAGCCGGAGGAGGGGGUGUACGCGGUAGCGGACGUGACCGGUCUGCGGGACGAGCCACCGGAGGUGCGCUCGCUCUAUCGUGCGCACAGCCCCGCGGCGCGCCGGCUCGGCUACGACUACGAUUACGAGUCGCCGCCGCCGCCGCCCCUGCUCUCGGAGAAGCCGCACGUCGUCUUCGUCUGAGACGAACGUCGUCUUGCCCGGCUCGAUCGGCGAGAGUCCGGCCGAAACGGGGAGUAUCUUCACCGGGGGGCCUGUAUGGAGAAUGUUGUGCCCCUCCGCGCAAGUAUAAAGGAUCCUCGCGGAUAUCUCGGCCGUUGAAUUUACGGGCGGCGCGAUACCGCCGCGAUCGCUUAUCGCCGGUUAUCAGUGCGCCGCACGUCUCAGGCCGCACACCAGGACCAAGAGAACUUGGGCGUAAACGCGCGUCCAAGUGCUGGACGUUUGUUUGGUCGCGUCCGGACGAUAGUGCUGUGUUCGUUCGUCCGAAGGAGGAGGAGGAGAGAAGGGGAAAGCAACGUCCACAGCCGAGCAAUUGGUGGACCGCCGGCGAGACGCGAGAGUGUGUCCCGAAAGUCGAUGCGCCGCUUCCCGUUUGCCGGCGGCGGAAAUGAUCGGCGACGACCACCGUCAGCGGCGGCGGGAGAGUGGAUUAUGAUCCGGGAUCCCGUUGCUCGGAGCGUGAACGAAUGUGCGCCGCGUUUCGCUCGUGAGGACCGGCGGCCGUGACGCGCGACACGCUGAAAUUAUCCCUCAGGAACAAACAGAAGCAACCGUGUGGACGAGUGAAAAUGAAAUGUCUUCCGAGAUAGUUGCGUCGCUGCUAGAGAGAGAACGCGAGAGGGAUGGAAAGAGAGAGAAAGAGAGAGAGAAAUUGAGUGGGAGUGAAAGAGAGGGAGAGGGUGAGAGUGUGACAGAGCGAGUGAGAGAGCCAGCAUGCAUUCUCACUGAGGGAACACAAUCUGACUCGGAAUGUAAAUUGUGCGGGAACGUAAGAGUACGUUGCGUACUACCGCCGACCGUAGGGAGCCGAGGACCCGUAUUUAUUUUCGAGGAUUGCGUUGAAAAUCCGCCGGAGCUCAGUGCGAAUGCGGCACUGGUUUUUUGCGGUAGGCGAAGCGCCUUCAUUUCGUCGGGCUCGUUUAGAACAGGUGGUGACAAAUCAAAUCAAAGCUGGCGUCGCGGUUAGUCGAUUAAAAGGAUCGUCCUAGAGAUUACUAGCUACCCUUAGAGAUUAAUACUCCCUCGUCCUAAAGUCCGUUCCAGGCUGAGGAAGGCCUCCGGCCUCGAGAUCUCCGAGUAGUACACUCUCUCUCCGCGUAUCGGCAACGCGCCGAACGUUGCCCUCCACCAUCACCACUACCACCAUUACUGCUGCUAAUACUAUUACUACUAUUACUGCUACUAUUACUAUUACUACCGCUACUAUUACUACGGGGUUAAUGAGGGUGCGAUGAGUUGUUCGCUGAGAAUUGCGUUAGCACGUUCCUCACACACGAGACACGCUUAAGGGAGCAAAUUACGUUAAAGGUCGCGAAACCGAUUCUUUCCUCUCUUUUGCGACCGACCCGAGGAAGGGAGAGGAACCCUCGUUCGUACGAAGUGUUGUAAAUUGAAGCAAUAAUAGUUACGACCUUUUUACUGUAUAAGCACACUACACCGAGUACAUUUUAGGAACUACGAGAAAAGGACACGUUUAUAUACGAAGCGAAAGCGAGUGCAAUAUAAUAACGAAGAUACAAAUAUAUAUAUUUAUUUAUUAAUUUAUGAGAUAUAUGUGUUAAGUUUGUGGAAGAAGAAAAAAAAGAAGAAAGAGAUGUUACGUUUUUGAAUACGAAAAUAUACUUAAUGCAGUAACGAAACCACCACGUGCGUACAUUUCCGUUGCGGGAAGGCACACCGUGUCGUCGCAGAGGCUCGUACUCGCGUACUUCGACGUAAUGAUUUCGUCCCGAGCGCAUGAGGGAAAAGAAGAAAAGGAGGAAGGAGAGAAAAUAAGAAGGAGAAAAGAAGGAUGAAAGAGAGGAGGAGGAUGAAGGAAAGAAGGUAGAAAGGAGAGGAGAGAUUCGCCGGCGGCGUUAUCCCUCGACGUUACGUACGGCGGUGGAAGUCGUUACGCGAAUACGCGAUUACGAUCCUGAGAACCUAUUUGUAUGUUUUUGCGCACGCCUCCAAACGCACCGCGUCCGCGGAACCUAACAGAAUAUGCAAAACUUCCUAAUUGGAUCCGCUUGUAAGGCAACUUCGCGAGUCGUAGUUUGCAACACCCGGAGAUUAAGUCUCGUUACUGAAUCGCAUUUUCCUACUACAGGUCGCAGCUCGAACUUUCACAACGGCGGAAUUUAAAGGGAGAGAUUAAGGGCGCUUUUUUCGAAUUUCGCUACUCGGACUCGCUCCUCGAGAAAAAGACAGAGGGGCGAGGUCUUGAAGCGAAAAGUAGGCGAACUUUACGCGCGAGCCGGAAAACGUUCCGGGAUAAUACCUUCUUGCGCGUCUCCUCGGCACUGUCGCGACGUGUCCUCCCGCGGACGCUGACAAAAUUUUCUACUCUUUUCUCUCAUAAUAAACGAACAAUCGUCAUCAUCGCGCGAAAUCGUGCUGUCGCGGCGAAAGAAGUUCGUUAAGCGCGCAUCAAUAUGGUAAUGGGACAUUAACGAGAGAUCGAAAUUGACUUCGGUCCUGUCGGAAUAACAUCGGGACACGCGGUGCAUAAGUUCCAGGAGGGAGAGAGAGAAUGAGAUAAAUAGAUAGAAAGAGAGAGAGAGAGAGAGAGAGAGAGAGAGAAAGAGAAAGAUUAUUGGCAAUCGCGAUGUAUUCAAGGACGAGUUUAUUUUUCACGGCGCGAAUUACGGGUUUCUUUUUUCCCUUGUUCUUUUUUCUUCUUCUUUUCUCUUCGCGAUGUACGUGCGGCCGGGCGGAGAAAGAGCUAAUUUCCUUGAGGAUCCGCACUCCUCUAACGCGAGAGACGCGGAGAAUUCACCGUUCUCUCUCUCUCUCUCUCUCUCGCUCGCCGCGUCGCGUUCGAUAUGCGGACGGUUUCAUAAAAAAUGUAUGGAAACCGCCGUUCCGGCGAAACGUUCACAGUUCCCCAGAUAGUCGGCAAUCCCCAUCAAUUCGCAUCAACGUUCAUUCGCUGCGAACGGGGUCCGGUCGGCCGUUUAAAAAAUGAUAGUGCUCCGCUGUGCAAAAGGAAAAACCGGGCGAAACAAACGGGAGAGAGCGAGA